Molecule: messenger RNA, 1732 nt
Organism: Prosopis cineraria
Lineage: Eukaryota; Viridiplantae; Streptophyta; Magnoliopsida; Fabales; Fabaceae
Product: ribulose bisphosphate carboxylase/oxygenase activase, chloroplastic-like
Exons: 7
Coding region: 155-1582 (475 amino acids)
Cellular component (GO): thylakoid; chloroplast stroma
Molecular function (GO): ATP binding; ribulose-1,5-bisphosphate carboxylase/oxygenase activator activity; ATP hydrolysis activity
Source: RefSeq, a predicted model, not a curated record
CUAUCCAUCCCAGUCCCAGUAUAAAGUCGUCCCUCUCACCUCUCUCUUUCCUUCACACCAAACACUUUGAAACUCUUCUCUAUUUCGUCUUCUUCAUCUUCCCUUCAAUUCAACUCUCCUACCUGAUACCACCUUUUUGGAUUUGUAUAUAAGAAUGGCAGCUUCAGUGUCCACCGUCGGAGCUGUUAACAGAGCACCGUUGAACUUGAGUGGCUCCGCUGGAGCUCCGGUGACAAGCUCAGCGUUCUUUGGAACUAGCUUGAGGAAGAUCAGCUCUAGGGUUACCAGCCAGAAGAAUUUGUGUGGGAAUUUUAAGGUUUCUGGGGCAAUAGAGUAUGAUGAAGAGAAGCAGACAGACAAGGACAGAUGGGGAGGGCUUGCCCAUGACACUUCAGAUGACCAGCAAGAUAUCACUAGAGGAAAGGGAAUGGUGGACACUCUCUUCCAAGCUCCCAUGGGUACUGGUACUCACUAUGCUGUCAUGAGUUCCUACGAUUACAUCAGUGCUGGUCUUCGCCAGUACAAUCUGGAUAACACUAUGGAUGGCUUCUAUAUUGCUCCUGCAUUUAUGGACAAGGUGGUUGUUCACAUCACCAAGAACUUCCUGACUUUGCCAAACAUCAAGGUUCCUCUUAUUUUGGGUAUCUGGGGAGGAAAAGGUCAGGGAAAGUCAUUCCAGUGUGAGCUUGUCUUUGCCAAGAUGGGAAUCAACCCCAUAAUGAUGAGUGCUGGAGAAUUGGAAAGUGGAAAUGCUGGAGAGCCGGCGAAAUUGAUCAGGCAAAGGUACCGAGAGGCAGCUGACAUCAUCAGGAAAGGGAAAAUGUGCUGCCUCUUCAUCAAUGAUCUUGAUGCGGGGGCUGGUAGGCUUGGUGGAACCACACAGUACACGGUGAACAACCAGAUGGUUAAUGCAACCCUCAUGAACAUAGCUGACAACCCAACCAGUGUCCAGCUUCCUGGCAUGUACAACAAAGAAGAGAAUCCUCGUGUGCCAAUCAUUGUUACCGGUAACGAUUUCUCAACUCUGUAUGCACCUCUCAUUCGUGAUGGUCGUAUGGAGAAGUUCUACUGGGCGCCCACUAGGGAAGACCGUAUUGGUGUCUGCCAAGGCAUCUUCAGAACAGACAAUGUUCCCAAGGAAGAUAUUGUCAAGCUUGUCGACACCUUCCCUGGCCAAUCAAUUGACUUCUUUGGUGCGUUGAGGGCUAGAGUGUAUGAUGAUGAAGUGAGGAACUGGAUUGCUGGUGUCGGGGUAGAGAAUGUUGGGAAAAGGCUUGUGAACUCAAAAGAAGGUCCUCCAACAUUUGAGCAGCCAAAGAUGAGUCUGGAUAAGCUGCUUGAGUAUGGAAACAUGCUCGUGCAAGAGCAGGAGAAUGUGAAGAGGGUUCAAUUGUCUGACAAGUACCUCAAAGAGGCAGCCCUAGGAGACGCGAACGAAGAUGCCAUCAAGUCCGGAAACUUCUACGGACAAGGAGCUCAACAGGUUCAUGUUCCUGUCCCUGAAGGUUGCACAGAUCCUUCUGCUGAAAACUAUGAUCCAACAGCUAGGAGUGACAAUGGAAGCUGCACUUACAAAUUUUAAGUGAUUCCUUUUGUAUUUCUGGGAAGGCUUGUACAUUUAAGGUGGCAUGUAUCUGAACUGGCACGACGUGUCUGUUUGCCGCUGCUGUAACUGGAACUAAUGUCUAUUGGACAAGUGAACAUAUAUUAUCUAAUUGGUUGCAUGGCGACA